Molecule: messenger RNA, 3392 nt
Organism: Athene cunicularia (burrowing owl)
Lineage: Eukaryota; Metazoa; Chordata; Aves; Strigiformes; Strigidae
Gene: NT5DC3
Product: 5'-nucleotidase domain containing 3
Exons: 13
Coding region: 13-1443 (476 amino acids)
Molecular function (GO): 5'-nucleotidase activity
Source: RefSeq, a predicted model, not a curated record
GUUCCUUCAAUUAUGAGUAACAUGCUGAAUCCGGAUGCUAUUUUUUCAAACAAUGAAAUGAGCCUGUCAGACAUUGAAAUUUAUGGUUUUGAUUAUGACUACACAUUGGUCUUUUAUUCUAAACACCUGCACACGCUGAUCUUCAAUGCUGCUCGAGAUCUGCUUAUUAAUGAGCAUCGGUAUCCUGCAGAAAUAAGAAAAUAUGAUUACGAUCCAAAUUUUGCAAUCAGAGGACUACACUAUGAUGUGCACCGGGCAUUAUUAAUGAAGAUUGAUGCUUUUCAUUAUAUUCAGCUGGGAACAGUUUACAGAGGCCUCAGUGUUGUCCCAGAUGAAGAAGUCAUUGCAAUGUAUGAUGGUUCCCAUGUCCCUUUAGAACAAAUGAGUGACUUUUAUGGAAAGAGCUCACAUGGAAAUACAAUGAAGCAAUUCAUGGAUAUAUUUUCCUUGCCGGAAAUGACACUCCUUUCUUGUGUGAAUGAAUAUUUCUUGAAAAACAACAUAGACUAUGAGCCUGUUCAUCUGUACAAAGAUGUCAAGGAUUCAAUCAGGGAUGUCCACAUCAAAGGAAUAAUGUACAGAGCAAUUGAAGCAGAUAUUGAGAAAUACAUCUGCUAUGCUGAGCAAACUCGUGCAGUGUUAGCAAAGCUGGCUGAUCAUGGCAAGAAGAUGUUUCUCAUCACAAACAGUCCCAGCAGCUUUGUAGACAAAGGCAUGAAGUUCAUAGUUGGCAAGGACUGGAGGGAUCUCUUUGAUGUGGUCAUUGUACAGGCUGAUAAGCCAAACUUCUUCAAUGAUAAGCGAAGGCCAUUUCGGAAGGUGAAUGAAAGGGGAGUGUUGCUUUGGGACAAAAUUCACAAACUGCAGAAAGGUCAGAUUUACAAACAGGGUAACUUGUACGAAUUUCUGAAGCUUACUGGCUGGAGAGGCUCUAAGGUUCUCUACUUUGGUGAUCACAUUUACAGUGACUUGGCAGAUUUGACCCUGAAGCAUGGCUGGCGCACUGGUGCAAUUAUUCCAGAGUUAAGAUCAGAGAUUAAAAUCAUGAACACAGAGAAGUACAUUCAAACCAUGACCUGGCUGCAAACCUUGACUGGAUUACUGGAACACAUGCAGGUUCACCGUGAUCCUGAUUCACAAAUGAUUUUAGAAGAAUGGAAGAAGGAAAGAAAGGAAAUGAGGGAGAUAAACAGGAAUUUCUUCAAUGCACAGUUUGGAAGCUUAUUCAGAACUGAUGAGAAUCCAACUUACUUCCUAAGACGUCUCUCUAGAUUUGCGGAUAUCUACAUGGCAUCAUUGAGUUGUCUCUUGAACUAUGAGCCUGAUUACACAUUUUAUCCGAGAAGGACUCCUUUGCAGCAUGAACUUCCUGGCUGGUCAGACCAGCUGUGCACUGGUACAUUCAGAAUACCUUUCCUACAAGAGACGGUUCAGAUCAAAUAAACACUUGGCAGCUUCUCUCUAAAAUGGGCAAAUUUUUUUUAAGUACAUGUAUUUUAUUUAAGUCACUUAAAUCUGUUAUCUUGAUUUAGAUGUAAUUCAUAUGUAUUCUCAUAAGUGUUGUACCUGUUCUCUCCUCUCCUGCUGGGAGAUGUGAAAAUUCUUACACACAGAAGAGAUGAUGGACUGUCAAAAUAGUAGUUGGGAGGGGGGGGACAUUUGAGGGGAAGGAUUGGUAGUGUUCUGGGGUGAUUGUUUUUGUUCAUUCGAAAUUUCAGUCUGCAGCCUUGUGGUUUACUCUCUGUUCUGGCCCUGUUCAGCACUCCAGCUGGAGCCUGUAAUGGAUCUUGACACUGAAAAGCUUAAAUCCAGUAUUAGUAAUUCAGUGAUAUGCAGUUAGCCAGUUUAUGGUGAGACUAAGAGUGAUGGUGUGCACAUUUUACCUUUCCUUGCUGCUAUAUCUAGAGCCUUGCCUUUAACUGAACUAGCUGCUCUAGUGUUGGCGUGGCUCUGCUGUGUUGCAGUCCUUACAGUACUGGCAGGCUCAGGCUGGUGGGCUUUCUAAGGUCUGUGCAGUUGCUGUUCUUGCAAUGUUUGUGCUUUGUCUGUAGGUGGGCCUAAGUGUAAAACUGAGUGACAGUAACUUGGGCUGCUUCAUCUUCCUUUUGUUAACUUUUAGGCAUCUUUCUUUUUAAGACUCAAAACACUUUAAACAGACGCUCUCCAAUAAUCAAGCCAUUUCAAGAGGUCUUGCAUUUUGCAUUUCAAAGUGGAGACAGAUCUCGGACAAUCUUUAGAUUGAUCCUAAAUGCUGCUUUUUAAAAUUUUAAGUGUCUUACAGUGGUAUACAAUGUGGCUUUUCUGUUCCCUAGGAGAGAAUGUAUUUCAUAUAGCCUUCAGUAAUGGACUUUUAUGGUCAAACACGCACAAUGGGCAAAUGAGUUAAAACUUAAGAAAUGAGAAAACGGAAACCAGAGUUUUCUGAUGACUUUUUUUUUUUUAGCUCAAGCCCUGAAAGCUGAAUUGGGGGUGGUGGACAGUUUUGCAUCAAGCAAAAUAAUUUCGACAGUGCAGAUUAGGAGUUUUAUUGAAUUACUGACAUUGCAGGUAAUGAAUGCAUGAACACAAAAUCUGGGUAGCAUGUAUGUUCCAAAGAUUUGAGCUGAAAAAUGUCUUAUUUUGCACAAGGAAAACAUCUGUUGAUGUGUUUCCUCAAACAGGCACUUUAUAGAACUGUUAUAUAGUUGGUUUUAAAUAAGGAUGCUUUCCUUUCUCUGCAUCCAAUGGAAACGUGGUGUUUUUUUUUAACUGGUGCUUUCCACCCCAGCCAUUUUAGAAGGCAUAAUAUGAUUAAUGUUUUUCAAAUUUUAGUUGAAGGCUCUGUUUUUAAAAGCGUAUAAUUCAUAAAAUGUAUAGCAUUUGGUAUUCUUAAUUUUGGGAUAUCACUUGCUUACUACCAUAACUGUCAGAUAAACAAACUUUUGGUGACCAAAAGUUUUCUUGUUUUUAUUUUUAAACCUGUUCUGUAUUAUGUGCAAGUACCUAUACUGAAUUUCAUAUGCAGUGUCUUUCAUAUUUUUAAAAGCAUGUUUGCAAAGUAAAGAAUGUAUUCUAAUCUAGCCUGCACAAUUUCCUAAGUAGCUUUCCUGUAUGCUUGAAAUCAGUCUGAAGUCCUCAGAGGUCGUUAUAGAUUUUAUGUUCAUGGUUUUCUUGUACUCCUGUUUCAAACUUGAUGGCAACACCGCUGAAGAGCAUGUGUGUGUAUUUAAACAGAUGAAUAUACUUGAAAUUUCAUCUGACAGUCCUGCUGUUUUGCUGGAAGAAAAAGUUUUGCUGGAAGUUAGUUUGGCCUUACUAGGAGACUUGUUGGUGGGGCUGUGGGAGAAAUAUUUAGCAUAACUUGAUAAUGAAAUGUGGGGAUAGAAAUAUCCCCGAUUUGCCUUUGAGUCUUU